AUGCCAAAGACUGUGCUUAAAUAUAUCCACCCCCUAUGUGGAUUUCCACUAUAUGAUGCCAAUAGACUACAAGAGCCUCCUAGUGGGGCCAACAUCUGUGGGAUGACGAAGAAAGACCUCGUGGUAAAGUUGAACAAAACGCGUGUUCCUUACAUGGACUUACUGGAAUUUCAUGCCUGGGGAUACAUUCAGGGGGCCUACCGGUAUCGCAGAGAUAUGCGCAAGGCUGAUAAGAUCGCGGCGUUGAUCAAAAUUCUCUACAAUCAAGAUGAUAAACACCGACCUCGCUCCCUGGAGGAACUGUAUGAUGUUAGCAGGGACACAGGGCCUAGACUGUUGAAACCUGCUGUCGCCACUGAAGAUCUCCUUCCUAUCAGUCGUUAUUAUCCGUCGCCCCCCGCGCCAAAUACACAGGUGAAGCCCGGCUUCGUCAGACCAAUCGAUGCUCCCGAUUUCAUUUCGGACGUUUUCUUGGAGAGAAUGGCUGAAAAGAGUGUUGUGGAACCCGAACUGGAAAAUCAACCAAGCGACAAAGAGACUGCAAGUCAAGAGGCAAGUCAAGAUGAACUCCAUAUCAAUAUUAGAGUACCGGCGAUUGAUAGAGAAGCACACCUGCCACUUGUUGAGGCGAUAGAGCGUGUUGUCAUGAAUUUCGCUUAUUCUGGACUUGAACGUGAUCCAACUGCUGCCUCUCUAGAAGCAGCACGGCCUUAUGUUACCGCCACAGAAGGGAAAUGCUUGACAAGUGCCAUCUUUGGCUCAUUCCCAGCAACAUCUCAGGUGCAGCUUGCCCCCAACCCCUGGGCGAGUAACAGUCUGCACUUCGAUAAGAAUGGCCAUGUUUACCCUUACCGAGGCCGUGGACCCGUGUGGAGCAACUGUUCAAGUGCUGUCGACUGUGCUAUCGUGGCAGGUCGACUGCUGGACGCUGGGUCCACAAAGGUCGACCGCGAUUGGCAGGGCUGGCAGGACACAUUUACCCCUGUCGAGCGAGCCUUCAUCGAGGCGACAGAUUUGAACUGGGAUGUGUGUCCUUUGGAGAAGAGCAUCGAACUGAGAGACCGCUUCCUGCAGCUCGUACAACCUGACAAUGCCCCAAGAGAGGAUAUCCAAGCUCUACGAGAUAUCUGGCACAGGUCUACGCACAAUUUCGACCAAUUUCGCCCCGAUUUCAUAGAGAUUAUGGAUCCCUGUCAGUGCAGUGCUCCUAUAGGCAGCAAUACAUCUAGUGGACAUACCUCUAUAGGAUCAUCUGAGCUGGAAAGCAGUUAUGACGGCCUCGACCUGCAGGAUGCGCUUUCUCGGUUGUUAGCCAUCUCCAGCAAGGUACCUUGUAAAAGGUGUGGCAACGAGUCCGUGAAUUGCAGGAAAAGAUAUAGGAAGCUACCAUUGCGUCUCGCAGUAGAGCCUGGCCCUAAUAUGAUUAUCCAAUCACAUUGCCAAGAUCUUACUCUUGCGUAUCCCGAUGAACAUGGAAGAGAGCAAAUCGCCUCAUACCGCUGGUUAGGAGGGAUCUACUCCCACAAGAACCACAUGCGCCUCUACUGGAACGAUGUCAAUCGCGGGGAGCAUGACAACACAGGAAUGCUCCGUAUGUAUGAUAGUACCGAGAACCUCGGAGUCAUCGUUGGUGGUAUAGCCCCAGCCAGCCGGGCGGACCGAGUACCCGAGGAAUACUGGCGAGGCAAGGAGAUACCGCUGCUCUUCUACGAACGGAUCAUGAAUCCCAACAUGGAGGACCUCCAUGUGGCCUUGAGCGCAGUAAACAACAUGCUUCAAGUCAGUGAACAGGGGAAGCUCAUCCUUCAGCAGAACCCAGGAUGG
Molecule: messenger RNA, 1824 nt
Organism: Aspergillus ibericus CBS 121593
Lineage: Eukaryota; Fungi; Ascomycota; Eurotiomycetes; Eurotiales; Aspergillaceae
Exons: 2
Source: RefSeq, a predicted model, not a curated record